CGCUCCCCGCCCGCCGGCUCCCGACCUCUGCCCCGCCGCACCCCCGACCCCGGGCCGGAAAAAUCCCGGGAGGGCGCGGCCGGGGGUGGGGGGAGGGGCGGGUGCGCGCCCCGGCAGACACCCACCUCCCCGCAGGGGCCACCCGUCCUCCCGCCAUUCAUUUUGUGCACUCCCGGUUAACAUCAUUCACUGGCGGGCGGAGGCCGCGCCCCGAAUCGCCCGAGGUCGGCCGGGAGAGAGGCUCCCCGUCUGCCAGUCGCCACGCUGGGCGACAAGUGCUGUCCCAGCGCUAUCAGUGGGAAGCCGCGCCAACUCUUGGGGGCCCGUCUAAAUUCGUCUCCCCGCCCCCUCCCCCACCCCCCUCGCCCGCCCGGAGCGGGGAGGGUGGGGUGCGGCCGAGAGAGGCCGCAAUGAGGACCCUGAGAGCCAUGGCCAUGCAGAAAAUCUUUGCCCGGGAAAUCCUGGACUCCAGGGGCAACCCCACCGUAGAGGUGGACCUGCACACAGCCAAGGGUCGAUUCCGAGCAGCUGUGCCCAGCGGAGCUUCUACGGGCAUCUAUGAAGCCCUGGAACUGAGAGACGGAGACAAAUCCCGCUACCUGGGGAAAGGGGUCCUGAAGGCCGUGGAACACAUCAACAAGACCCUAGGCCCCGCUCUGCUGGAAAAGAAACUAAGCGUUGUGGAUCAAGAAAAAGUUGACAAAUUUAUGAUCGAGCUGGAUGGGACUGAAAAUAAGUCCAAGUUUGGGGCCAAUGCCAUCCUGGGCAUAUCGCUGGCUGUGUGCAAGGCCGGCGCGGCCGAGAAGGGGGUCCCGCUCUACCGGCACAUCGCAGACCUCGCGGGCAACCCGGACUUGGUCCUCCCCGUGCCUGCCUUCAAUGUGAUCAACGGGGGCUCCCACGCCGGGAACAAGUUGGCCAUGCAGGAGUUCAUGAUCCUGCCCGUGGGAGCCAGCUCCUUCAAGGAGGCCAUGCGCAUCGGCGCCGAGGUCUACCAUCACCUCAAGGGGGUCAUCAAGGCCAAGUACGGGAAGGACGCCACCAACGUGGGCGACGAGGGCGGCUUCGCGCCCAACAUCCUGGAGAAUAAUGAAGCCCUGGAGCUGCUGAAGACGGCCAUCCAGGCGGCUGGCUACCCAGACAAGGUGGUGAUCGGCAUGGACGUGGCGGCGUCUGAGUUCUACCGCAACGGGAAGUACGAUCUCGACUUCAAGUCUCCCGAUGAUCCCGCGCGGCACAUCACUGGGGAGAAGCUGGGGGAGCUGUACAAGAAUUUCAUCAAGAACUAUCCUGUGGUCUCCAUUGAGGACCCCUUUGACCAGGAUGACUGGGCCACCUGGACCUCAUUCCUCUCGGGGGUUAACAUCCAGAUCGUGGGGGAUGACCUCACGGUCACCAACCCCAAGAGGAUCGCCCAGGCUGUUGAGAAGAAGGCCUGCAACUGCCUGCUGCUGAAGGUCAACCAGAUUGGCUCCGUGACUGAGUCCAUCCAGGCCUGCAAACUGGCCCAGUCCAACGGCUGGGGGGUGAUGGUGAGCCACCGCUCCGGGGAGACCGAGGACACGUUCAUCGCUGACCUCGUGGUGGGGCUCUGCACGGGACAGAUCAAGACUGGUGCCCCCUGCCGCUCAGAGCGCCUGGCCAAGUACAACCAGCUCAUGAGGAUCGAGGAGGCCCUUGGGAACAAGGCCGUCUUUGCCGGACGCAAGUUCCGUAACCCGAAGGCCAAGUGAGAAGCUGGAGGCUCUGAGACCCCACAAGACACCAUGGGACAGACCUGGGCCCACAAGCCCCUCCCUGGGAAAUAAACGCCGGUGCCAACAUA
This is a messenger RNA of Leopardus geoffroyi (Geoffroy's cat), 1825 nucleotides long. RefSeq names its product enolase 3 (gene ENO3). Gene Ontology annotation, biological process: glycolytic process. The transcript is spliced from 12 exons. Gene Ontology annotation, molecular function: magnesium ion binding; phosphopyruvate hydratase activity. The record is from RefSeq and is a predicted model, not a curated record. Bases 411 to 1733 code for a protein of 440 amino acids. Gene Ontology annotation, cellular component: phosphopyruvate hydratase complex. NCBI's taxonomy places the organism in Eukaryota, Metazoa, Chordata, Mammalia, Carnivora, Felidae.